Brassica oleracea var. oleracea is the source of this 1413-nucleotide messenger RNA. RefSeq names its product WAT1-related protein At4g01450-like. Lineage: Eukaryota; Viridiplantae; Streptophyta; Magnoliopsida; Brassicales; Brassicaceae. The record is from RefSeq and is a predicted model, not a curated record. The transcript has 6 exons. The coding region runs from base 80 to 1135 and encodes 351 amino acids. Gene Ontology annotation, molecular function: transmembrane transporter activity. Gene Ontology annotation, cellular component: plasma membrane.
GAGCAGCAAGUUAGCGAGUUAGGGAGAGAAUACAGACUAAGAGUGUGAGACUGGGAUACGACACGUUUGAUUACUAAUCAUGGGUUUUAUCGAUGGAAAAUCGGCACCGGUGAUAAUGAUUAUCGUGAUUAACAUGAUUAAUGGGUUGGUUAACGCUUUGACUAAGAAAGUUCUUGAUGGAGGCAUUAAUCAUAUGAUUAUUGCUACCUAUCGUUUGGGUAUUUCUACAUUUUUUCUUCUUCCGAUCGCUUAUUUUUGGGAACGGAAUACAAGGCCGAAGCUAACAACAAGCGUCUCGUUUCAGCUUUUCGUCAGUGGCCUUCUUGGGGCGAGUUUGAUGCAAUAUUUCUACUUGCUUGGCCUCAGCUACACUUCUGCCACCUUGGGAUCUGCUUUCUGGGGCACAUUGCCUGCUAUAACUUUCAUUCUGGCAUUAAUAUUUAGAUUCGAAAAGCUAAUUGUGAAAACAAAGGCAGGGUACGGCGUCGUAUUUGGAGCUAUGAUAAGCUUAGCUGGAGCUUUAAUUCUUACGUUGUACCAAGGCAUUCCAUUAUCGAACUCUCAGGAACACGCAACGAUUUCACACAUCCAAAAAGGACAUGAGAACUGGAUCAAAGGCAGUUUUCUUUUAUCCUUAGGAGUUAUAUUGUUCAGUUCAUGGAUGCUUAUACAAGCCAAGGUCAACGUGAGCUACCCGUGUCCAUACUCAGGUACGGUCAUUUUAUCGGUCUUUGGGACGCUUCAGUGUGCUCUUCUUAGCUUGAUCAAGACUAGACAUGUGGAAGAUUGGAUUCUCAGAGACAAACUCACCAUCAUCACCGUCAUUAUAGCGGGUGUGGGUGCACAAGGGAUGUGUACGGUGGGAAUAUCAUGGUGCAUCAAACAACGUGGACCUGUCUUUACAUCAGCAUUCAGUCCUGUCACACUUAUGUUCGCAACCGUGUUCGAUUUCUUGAUACUUCAUCGUAUUAUUUAUUUGGGAAGUGUUGUUGGAUCUGUAGUAGUUUUUAUCGGUUUAUACAUAUUUUUAUGGAGUAAGAGAAAACAAAUAGAUAUCAGUAAAAUCACUAAGUUACCUACUACUACGGUAAAAGAAGGAAAGGAAGAAGAAGACCAUACAAAUGUUAACAAUUAGGUUGUCUUUUAGUUAUCCCAUGAGUACUUUAUCUACUUUCCUAAACCCUUUUUUUUAUCCAGAAAGAUCGAUAUGACCUACGAAUCAACUAUGAAGAAGAUACGAAAGUGGUCAUUUGAUUGUUAUUGGAGUAUAUUAUCGUGUGUGUUGCAGUGUUAACCUUUUGGAUUUUACUUUCCAGUGACUUAAUCUGGAUAUUGUAAUAUUUAUAAAAAAAAAAAUAUUUCUUUGGACAAUUUUCAAUUAGAAGAUUUCUUUAGUAUGAAUCACUAAUGGAG